AUGAAAAGAGAGUGCAGGCUAUUUAAACGAGAGCAAGAUAGAGGUAACGAAAACAAUAAUGCCAGGCACACGACCACAACUACCUUUGGUGGAAAUGAGGUAAUUAUUCUAUGUGGUGAUGGCUUCGUUAAUUUUUCCUCUCAAGGUACAUGCUGGAUAGUAGAUUCUGGUGCAUCAUUUCAUGUCACCUCACAAAGGGACUUCUUUACAUCUUACACCAAUGGAGAUUUUGGUAAUGUGAGGAUGGGAAAUGACAAAUUAUCCAAGAUCGUGGGAAGAGGAGAUAUUUCCCUUGAAACCAACACAAGUUCUCACUUGGUUCUCAAGGAUGUGAGACAUGUUCCAGACAUGCGUCUCAAUCUAAUCUCCACUGGAUUACUUGACGAUGAAGGAUACACCAAUGUCUUUGCUAAAGGGAAAUGGAAACUCAACAAGAACUAUCUUGUCCUAACAUGGGGGAAGAAGGAGAACACCCUAUACAUGACACAUGCAAAAGUCAAUAAUGGGUACGUAAAUGCUCUCGCAGAAGACUCAAUCGAGCUUUGGCAUAAACGGGUCCGUCGCAUGAGAGAGAAAGAGUUACAAAUUCUAGCCAAAAGAGAGGCACUAACUGGGAUGAAGAAAGGCAUGCUUCUAAAAUCAUGCAUGCAUUGCUUGGCUGGAAAGCAGCAUAGAGCUUCGUUUCAAUAUGGACUUGCACAAAGAAAACCCAAUGUAUUGGAUGUUAUGUACUCUGAUGUUUGUGGUCCUAUGACCACUAGCACUCUUGGUGGUGCAAGAUAUUUUGUUACCUUCAGUGACGAUCAUUCGAGGAAGACUCCUCAGCAUAAUGGCAUAGCUGAGAGAAUGAACAGAACAAUGUUAUCUCAUGCCAAGCUGCCCAAAAGCUUUUUGGGUGAAGCCCUAAUGACUGCAGUUGAUCUAAUCAACCUUUCUCCUUCAGCUCCUUUGAAUAGUGAUGUCCCAAACAAGUUAUGGUCAGGAAAAGACAUUUCCUACAAUCAUCUGAAAGUGUUUGGUUGUAGAGCUUUUGUUCAUAUUCCUAAAUAUGAGAGAUCUAAGCUCGAUGUGAAGUCAAAAGAAUGUAUCUUCAUGGGAUAUGGGAAUGAAGAAUUCGGUUACAGACAUGAUAAACUUGAUAAUCCUAGAGAAUAUCCAGCUAACUUGGAUCCAAUUCCUCCUCCAUUGGAGCACAAUGACAGGCGAGAUGAAUACAAUGAUACUGAUAAUCCAGCUAGUGAUCCUAUUAUUAAUGAACCAGCUGAUGAUGAUGUGAGUGAUGGUCAUACAACUGAUGGUAUAAUAGAUGAUGUAGUUGAUGAGGGGCAAGAAGCAAAAACCCAUGAAGAGCCCGCCGCCGAGUUCCAACCAAGAAGAUUGACCAGGGUACGGAGACCUCCGAGUAGGUAUUCUCCAAAUGAUUAUGUUCUCCUAACAGACGGGGGAGAACCAGAAUGCUAUGAAGAAGCAUUGACUCAUGAUCAACAAGAUGAGUGGUUGAAAGCCAUGCAUGAAGAGAUGCAAUCUAUGCAUGAGAACCACAUGUAUGAUCCAAUGAACUUACCAGAAGGUAGAAAAGCACUCAAGAAAAAAUGGGUGUAUCGACUGAAGAUGGAAGAAAAUAACUCUAAGCCCAGGUUUAAGGCAAGGAUAGUUGUGAAAGGUUUCAGUGAGAAGAAAGGAAUUGACUUUGAAGAGAUUUUCUCACCCGUUGUGAAGAUGUCAUCCAUACGGGUUGUACUCAGUUUGGCUGCAAGCCUAAAUCUCAAGAUCGAAUAG
Prunus armeniaca (apricot) is the source of this 1779-nucleotide messenger RNA. The record is from the annotation of a GenBank genome assembly. NCBI's taxonomy places the organism in Eukaryota, Viridiplantae, Streptophyta, Magnoliopsida, Rosales, Rosaceae.